CCUUUUGCUUGUGCUCCUUAAAUUGUAUGUUUGUACCUUCAAAAAUACACUGGAGGUUGAAAAGUCUACAAUGUGCCUGAAAAUGUGUUAUUUCAUGCGGUAUUGGAUAAGUGAGUUCUGGACUAUGUUCCAGUUGCACAGCUGUCUAGCUAACACUUUGGAGCAGUUUAAGGAGCUCAUGAAGGAACAUGGACAGGAAAAUCUCUGCUCUUUACUGCAAACCAAAUGGAUGGGAGACAGAGCAUGGUCUCAAAAAGCCAGUCAGAAAAUCAAAGUCAGAAGCAGCAGGAAACGGAAGGUUUCAUUGCUGUUUGAUCAUUUGGAGCCAGUGGAGUUAGCUGAACAUCUCACCUACUUGGAGUUCAAAUCUUUCUGCAGGAUAUCUUUUGCAGAUUACCAGAAAUAUGUCCGAAAUGAGUGUUUGUCAGAGAACCCCACGAUGGAACGUUCCAUUGCAUUGUGCAAUGGUAUCUCCCAAUGGGUACAGCUCAUGGUGCUCAGUCGGCCGACCCCUCAGCUCAGAGCCGAGGUUUUCACCAAGUUCAUCUAUGUAGCACAGAACCUCCAGCAGAUGCAGAACUUUAACUCUCUUAUGGCUGUAGUGGGAGGCAUCUGUCACACUUCUAUUUCCCGCCUGAAAGACACGUGUACUCACGUGCCAACUGAAACUACCAAGGUCCUGAACGAAAUGACAGAUCUGCUCUCGUCAUCUCGAAACUAUGAGAAUUACAGACAAGCAUACAGCAAAUCUACAGGCUUCAAGAUUCCUAUCUUGGGCGUCCAUCUGAAAGACUUGAUUGCUGUGAAUGAGGCCAUGACUGAUUACAUGGACAAUGGCAAGAUCAAUGUACAGAAACUUCAGGCCCUUUACAACCACAUAAAUGAACUCAUCCAACUGCAGCAGAAUCUACCACUUCUAGAUGCAAAUAAAGACCUCGUUCACUUACUGACACUGUCUCUUGACCUGUACUACACCGAGGAUGAAAUCUAUGAGCUGUCCUAUGCAAGAGAGCCGAGGAACCACAGAGCACCUCCAGCGACUCCUUACAAACCCCCCGUGGUGGUGAACUGGGCUUCAGGUGUUGCUCCCAAGCCAGAUCCCAAAACCAUUAGCAAACAUGUUCAGAGAAUGGUUGAUUCUGUAUUUAUGAAUUAUGACCAUGAUGAACGGGGCUUCAUCUCCCAGGAAGAUUUUGAGAAAAUUGCUGCCAGUUUUCCGUUCUCAUUUUGUGUUGCAGACAAGGACAAAGACGGACUCAUUAGCAGAGACGAGAUCACAGCGUAUUUCAUGCGGGCCAGUGUCAUUUGUUCCAAACUUGGCCUAGGCUUCUCUCACAACUAAGAAACCACGUAUAUGAGGCCUACCUUUUGCGACAACUGCUCAGGAUUUUUGUGGGGUGUCAUUAAACAAGGCUACAGAUGCAGAGACUGUGGAAUGAACUGCCAUAAAUCCUGCAAGGAUCAGGUAGCGUUCGAGUGUAAAAAGAAUGCCAAACCAAGCAACAGUGCAGACUGGAGUCCACAUUCUAAUACACCAACACGCAGUCAUGAUGGGUCAGAUGAAACUCGGUUCGUAUAUCCACCAGAUACUCAAAUAGACAACUCUGAUCGCAAUAAACAGUUCAGCUUGAACACAGUGCCAAGGACCAUGAUGGUGCACAAAAGUACUCAGACAGAGGGAACUCCAUCAUCUAGCAAUGUGCAGUUAUCUCUGCUGUGUCCAAGCGGUCCACCUCUUACACCAUGUCCAAGCCCCAUUCCUCAGCGCAAACGGGUCUGUGCCAACAAGACUUCAAACACACUCAACCCUGCUGAAGAAAACAAGCCCAGCUAUGAAGCGUUGGAGAAGGAGAAUCGGUCUCUCCAGAAGUGCAACGAGAGGCUCCAGAGAAAGCUAAAAGAAGCCGAACGUGAAGUAGAGAUCCUAAAAACGCUCUUGAAACGGCACACAAUUCGUCCAGUUGAACAGGAUUCCUCUUCAUCCUCGUGAUCUUGUAAACUAAAGUUUGUUGGAACUCAAAACGCAGGACAGUCCUGGACUCAUGGACUGGUUAUUCACUUUCCCCUACUGUAUUUAUGAUAUUUAUAAUUAAUUUGAACUCAGGGUCACAAAUUUCAGUUCACACGAGGACAGAGGGGUAUAGAGACGAAUGAUCCGCUGUGGCGACUCCUAAUAGGAGAAGCUGAUAGAAGAAAAAAACAAGAAGACAUUUAGAGUUUGUAAUUUCCUUUGUGAGUCAGUACUUUCAAGCUACUAUAACAAUGCUAUUAUGUAUUAUAAGUAAGGUGAGUGAUCUGGGGCAUUUCCUUUUUUUGUAUGUUUGAGCAGCUUGUGAGUUUCAGACUACACACCAGUACAUGCAGUUCUGCUUCCGUGACAUAUAAUGACUUUCAUUUCUGUGAAAAGAAGGCACUGCUGUACUUAGUUUUCUUAUAAUUAGCUGUGUGUACAAGAACAGCUGGCAGGUUAGUAGCACAUCAUAGUAUGAGCAAUUACAGAAUGUACAGAAGUUGUGUCUCACCUACUUAGAGAUCAUAUUUGUUUUAUAGACAAUACUAUAUGAAUUUAACAGUGAUGUUUCUGGUGCUAGCAGUCUGAACAUUUUAGAGCAUCAAAAACUAUUAAAAUGAUAUUUCACUUUAAAAACAGACUCAGUAGCUACACUUUAGAUAAUAGAAAAUAUAAUCAAGUUCAAGUUCCAAGUUUAAAUCUGUAGUGCUUUUUACAAUGGAUAUUGUCUCAAAGCAGCUUAAUGUCUUGCA
Molecule: messenger RNA, 2763 nt
Organism: Silurus meridionalis
Lineage: Eukaryota; Metazoa; Chordata; Actinopteri; Siluriformes; Siluridae
Product: RAS guanyl-releasing protein 1-like
Biological process (GO): positive regulation of GTPase activity; Ras protein signal transduction
Cellular component (GO): plasma membrane
Molecular function (GO): guanyl-nucleotide exchange factor activity; calcium ion binding
Source: RefSeq, a predicted model, not a curated record